UAGAAAUUACCAAUCGGCCGUAACAAUACGAGCGGUGAAGGUGCAUAACAUUAUUAUCUGGUGACAAUGGCAUCUGACGGGGGAGGAUACAGUACUAGGCAGCAAGCGGACAGCACGUUUUAUAAGUUGGUGCGUUGGAAGCAGGAAAAGUGAGCAAGCGUAAUUAUCUGAGCGGCUCUGACAAGGACCAGACGACUUCUGACAGUGAUGUCCAGACGACUGGGUCAGAGCGUCUCCAAAAUAGCAGGUCUUUUACAGAGGUGUAGAACAGGAUGGCAGUAUAAUAAUACUAUACGUAGAUAUGAAGCAUGAUGGCGGUAUAAUAAUAUUACAGUACAGAGGUAUGAAGCAUGAUGGCGGCAUAAUAAUAUUACAGUACAGAGGUAUAAAGCAUGAUAACGGUAUAAUAAUAUUACUGCACAGAGGUAUGAAGCAUGAUGGCGGUAUAAUAAUAUUACAGUACAGAGGUAUGAAGCAUGAUGGUGGCAUAAUAAUAUUACAGUACAGAGGUAUGAAGCAUGAUGGCAGUAUAAUAUUAUUACAGUACAGAGGUAUGAAGCAUGAUGGCGGCAUAAUAAUAUUACAGUACAGAGGUAUGAAGCAUGAUGGCGGCAUAAUAAUAUUACAGUACAGAGGUAUAAAGCAUGAUAACGGUAUAAUAAUAUUACUGCACAGAGGUAUGAAGCAUGAUGGCGGUAUAAUAAUAUUACAGUACAGAGGUAUGAAGCAUGAUGGUGGCAUAAUAAUAUUACAGUACAGAGGUAUGAAGCAUGAUGGUGGCAUAAUAAUAUUACAGUGCAGAGGUAUGAAGCAUGAUGGCAGUAUAAUAUUAUUACAGUACAGAGGUAUGAAGCAUGAUGGCGGCAUAAUAAUAUUACAGUACAGAGGUAUGAAGCAUGAUGGCGGCAUAAUAAUAUUACAGUACAGAGGUAUAAAGCAUGAUAACGGUAUAAUAAUAUUACUGCACAGAGGUAUGAAGCAUGAUGGCGGUAUAAUAAUAUUACAGUACAGAGGUAUAAGGCAUGAUGGCAGUAUAAUAAUAUUACAGUACAGAGGUAUAAAGCAUGAUGGCAGUAUAAUAAUAUUACUGCACAGAGGUAUGAAGCAUGAUGGCAGUAUAAUAAUAUUACUGCACAGAGGUAUGAAGCAUGAUGGCAGUAUAAUAAUAUUACAGUACAGAGGUAUAAAGCAUGAUAAUGGUAUAAUAAUAUUACUGCACAGAGGUAUGAAGCAUGAUGGUGGUAUAAUAAUAUUAUUGUACAGAGGUAUAAAGCAUGAUGGCAUUAUGAAGCAUGAUGACAGUAUAAUAAUAUUACAAUACAGCGGUAUAAAGCAUAAAGACUGUGUAAUAGUAUUAUUGCACAGAGGUGUGAAGCAUGAUGGCGGUGUAAUAAUAUUACAAUACAGCGGUAUAAAGCAUAAUGAUGGUGUAAUAAUAUUGUACAGAGGUAUGAAGCAUGAUGGCGGUAUAGUAAUAUUGUUGAGAGCUACUGUAUAUUAUGGCGGUAUGAUUGGUGACAUGAAGGGCAGAAAAGUACUAAUUAUCUAACG
Molecule: messenger RNA, 1551 nt
Organism: Bufo bufo (common toad)
Lineage: Eukaryota; Metazoa; Chordata; Amphibia; Anura; Bufonidae
Exons: 2
Coding region: 302-1549 (415 amino acids)
Source: RefSeq, a predicted model, not a curated record